UGCAUAUUCGACGAAGCCUGCGUGGACGACCUGAUAUUCGCAGAUAGUAUAAUAAAGGCGAUGCGGAUUCCUUUACAGUCGAGAGGAGUUGCAAGUGGUGCCACGUUCAAGUAAGCCUCAGUGCAAUAGGUCUCUUGUUGUAAACUUGUACUACCGUUUAUACAGAAUCAUCUUCUCGUGCCAGUGUACCAUUGUUCUGGAAGUGCUGGAGCCCAGUAAUGACACAUUUUUCUAAUGUCCAACCCACAAGGCAAAAAGGUUCGGUUCCUCCGGAUGCAAUCAUAAGACCACUAGUAGAGCGAUAUGCUGCUAGCGGGUACAGCAAUUCGGAAAUUAUAUCACGUCUUCGAACACACAAGGAGACCAGUAAUUUCAAGAUAUCACUUAGCCUCCUGAAAAGCGCCGCUCACAAUGGGGACUUAAGUCUACCCGUGGUCAAGCACACAGUCAAGAGCAUCGGACCUGCAAUCGGACAUGUUCGCCAACGGUUCCCCAAACAAGGUUCUCACGACGUGAAGCAAACACUGCUGCAGGAGGAGCAACUUAUGGUUCCGAGAACUUUCAUACUCCAGUACAUGAACGUUCAUCGCGCCAUCAUCGUCCCGAUGUCAGGGGACCCCCAUCAUGUUCCUUUACCAUCCAUCGCUCUCGCAGAUAUGAAGAUUCUCAAAGAUCGCUUCUCUAGGGCAAUACGAGAUUCAUCUCGGAUGAACCCAGGGGAGUCGAGGACGGAUCUCAUAGUGCUCUUGCAGAUAAUAUGGGACCGGAUUAUGCUACCCAUCAUCGACGUACUCGAGCAUGUCCUCAAACCAAAGCGCCCCUCUCGAAUCUGGCUGUGUCCGACUGCUGCUUUCACGUCCAUUCCUCUCCAUGCAGCUCACCCGUUCCAAACAAAGGCGGAUCGUUCUGGGAAGGAGCCAUGCCUGGAAGAUGGUAGAUGAAGAAGCGCGUGCCUCCGUCCUUGGUGGCGAUCGGACAGGGUCAACCGGGUGCAGGGAAAGACAAGGCGCUCUUGGCUGUCGACAGUGCGACAGCGAGCUUGAGCUUGCUCAUAAGCUCGUUCCUGCAAC
Messenger RNA from Suillus fuscotomentosus, 1070 nucleotides. RefSeq lists its product as uncharacterized. NCBI's taxonomy places the organism in Eukaryota, Fungi, Basidiomycota, Agaricomycetes, Boletales, Suillaceae. The transcript has 5 exons. Bases 219 to 941 code for a protein of 240 amino acids. The record is from RefSeq and is a predicted model, not a curated record.